GUGCUGUGGCGGAGUUCUGGGGCAGUGCGCUGGAAGCUCUAUUUCCGCCCCUGCAGAAUCUUCUGCCUGUCCUGAGUCCCGUGGAGGCCGCCACCGCCUACAGAGCUUUGAGGCAGCUUCCACCAUAUCUGGUCACACCCAGGCCCGACAGCCCCGGCUGGCAGGUGCUGGAGCAGCUGGCUCUGCGCUGCUUGGCUCUCGCAACUGUGGAGGCAUUCGACUUCGAACUCCUGACCUCGCUGGUCUACUCACAGCUCUGCUUGUACCCGGAGCUGUGGGCGGAUGAGGGUGGCGAUGGGACCUCUCUUACAAAUCCGGCCUGGACGACCUUCCUUCAAAGCUGGGAAGCCACCUCUAUGGCAUGGAAGGCGACGGAGCGCCCUACACAGCUUCAGCCGGAGACAGCGAAGCAGUCGGCAGCUUUACAGCUUCUUUGGGGCUCUGAAAGUCCUGGCGCUGCAAGACAGGUGGAGAACCGAAAUCGCCCGGUGGCUUUGGAGCUCCAGGAGCACAUUCGGGCUUCCCUUCCUAAGGCGGUGGUGGAGGGCCCUCACUGGGAAGGGCCUUUUGAAAUCCACGCGGCUGUUGGGGGAACAGCCUUCUGCCUCAUGCCGGAAGAUGCCUACUUCAAGAUCUCCACGCGCGCCCCAUUUUCAGAGGAGGACCCAGAUGGGGAUCAGGAUGCUUUGGAGCUUUGCCACGAGAGAAGGGCGCAGGUGCACCUGCUGAGGGCACGGGGCUGGCGCGUUUGCACCCUGGCCUUCCACUCCUGGCGACGACUGGGGCAUGCUCAGAGGCAG
This is a messenger RNA of Symbiodinium pilosum, 800 nucleotides long. The record is from the annotation of a GenBank genome assembly. Lineage: Eukaryota; Dinophyceae; Suessiales; Symbiodiniaceae.